GCCCCUGGCAGGCUGCUCGGCUCUCUCCUUCCUUGCCUAGGAUCCGCCCCUCCCCCUGGAGCUGAGAGACUGCUGUGUACUCACUUGUAGCCGCAGGUGCCUGGGCUCAGCGCGCCGCCACGUCCUGCCUGGCAGGUGAGGUCUUUCCCGGAUCACUCCUACCUUGCGAGUACUGUCAGCCGCUGCUCCUUGGAUAGACAGAGCAUCUCCCUAAGAUAUCCAGCUGACUUUCUGGGGCCUGUUUUGAGCAAACCCGAGUGUUUCUCCCAGGAUCAUGUAACUAGAGUGUCCAGGUUGGUGCAGACUUGACAAUGGGCGCCAAUAGUUCAAGCAAAGCACCUGUGUUUGAUGAAAAUGAAGACGUUACCUUUGACCACUUUGAAAUUUUACGAGCCAUUGGGAAAGGCAGUUUUGGAAAGGUCUGCAUCGUGCAGAAGAAUGAUACCAAGAAGAUGUAUGCCAUGAAGUACAUGAAUAAACAGAAGUGUGUGGAGCGUAAUGAAGUGAGGAAUGUCUUUAAGGAGCUCCAGAUCAUGCAGGGCCUGGAGCAUCCUUUCCUGGUGAAUCUGUGGUAUUCCUUCCAAGAUGAAGAAGACAUGUUCAUGGUGGUAGACCUCCUUCUUGGUGGGGAUCUGCGUUAUCAUCUGCAGCAGAAUGUGCACUUCCAGGAAGACACAGUGAAGCUCUUCAUCUGUGAGCUGGCCAUGGCCCUGGACUACCUGCAGAGCCAGCGCAUCAUUCACAGGGAUAUGAAACCUGAUAAUAUUUUACUUGAUGAACAUGGGCAUGUACACAUCACAGAUUUCAACAUUGCUGCCAUGCUGCCCAAGGAGACUCGGAUCACCACCAUGGCUGGCACCAAGCCUUACAUGGCCCCUGAGAUGUUCAGUUCCAGGAAGGAAGUGGGCUACUCCUUUGCUGUGGACUGGUGGUCGCUGGGGGUGACGGCUUAUGAACUCUUGCGAGGCCGGAGACCAUAUCACAUCCGCUCCAGUACUUCCAGCAAGGAAAUUGUGCAUAUGUUUGAAACAGCAAUUGUGACUUAUCCUUCUGCCUGGUCCCAAGAGAUGGUGUCCCUUCUUAAAAAGCUACUUGAACCUAAUCCAGAUCAACGAUUUUCUCACUUGAUUGACAUUCAGAACUUUCCUUAUAUGAGUGAUAUGAACUGGGAUGCGGUUCUGCAGAAGAGGCUUAUUCCAGGAUUUAUUCCUAAUAAAGGCAGACUGAAUUGCGACCCCACAUUUGAACUUGAAGAAAUGAUUUUGGAGUCCAAACCUCUUCAUAAGAAAAAGAAGCGCCUGGCAAAAAAGGAGAAGGAGAUGAGGAAAUGCGAAUCCUCUGAGACAUGCCUUCUUCGAGAGCACCUUGAAACUGUCCAGAAGGAAUUUAUAAUUUUCAACAGAGAAAAAGUGAAAAAAGACUUUAAUAAAAGGCAAGCAAAUAUAGCCUUGGAACAACCCAAAAACCCCCAGGAAGAGGAUGGUCAGAAUAACAACCUGUAAAGCCUCAACAGCUUCUUGAGACAGUUCUUGGUACCUGGCCGGAAACUUCUGAUUCACAUCAAGAAGAGCCGUAGUAGUUCUUGCCAUUCCAUACCACAUGACUUAGAAACUGUGAAUGACUUCAAAGGAGGCAGCACUCUCCAGUGAAGAGACCCCUGGUUCUGAGCUCCUCAAAUCUCAUUUCACCACUAAUUAGCUCUGUGACCCCAAGAAAACUCUUUAACCUGUCUCUGCUUUAGUUUACCCCCUGAAAGGAGAUUAGCAUAGAUGAGCUAGUGUUUCCCUUGUUAUGCAAUUAUUAUUCUAAACAGCUUUUAUUUUUAUUUCAAAAAAUGAAUAUUUCCAUGUAGAUUUAUUUUUUCAGUCUUUCUGAUUACACUGUGACAAAUGGAUAUUGCAUACAGGGAGCCUCCUCGGGGUUAGAGGAUAUCAUACAGAAGCCCGAACUCCAAAGCCUGAUUGCAUAGGAAUAAAGAAUUCCAUCAAGAAUAAAUGUGCAAGCUUAGAUUAGAAGUAGCAUAGACAUGUUUUCUCAACUUCCUCUAGUGGUAUGGCCUUGGUUAGUUGAACUUGGUAAUGAUGGAAGGAGCCCCAUAUGGAAGUUAGAAAAUGCUGCAAGUCAGGACACAUUAUUUUUCUUUUAGCAAGGCGGUUGUAAAAUACUGGACUCUGUUGCCAUGUUCCCAUAUGCUUGCCCCUCGGGGGCUAAUUUUCUUCUGAAGAUCAGCAGAGAUAUACUUCUGGAGAGGAUCAGAGAAUAUUGUCACUGAAAGCAUGAUUAUUUCACAUAGUUCAGUGAGGUCACACCUUACCGGAGAGUUAUCUUGCAAGUUAAAGUGAAUUAAGAAGCUAGUACAACUUAACUCUUCAAAAAUCUCUAACUCCACAUAACAUAAAGGAAGCACUUUUUCUCAGUGAAACAGUUCAGUGAGAUGCUUUUCUGUCAUUAAGCA
Messenger RNA from Nannospalax galili (Upper Galilee mountains blind mole rat), 2455 nucleotides. RefSeq names its product serine/threonine kinase 32A (gene Stk32a). Gene Ontology annotation, biological process: protein phosphorylation; G protein-coupled receptor signaling pathway; regulation of signal transduction. Bases 312 to 1502 code for a protein of 396 amino acids. Lineage: Eukaryota; Metazoa; Chordata; Mammalia; Rodentia; Spalacidae. Gene Ontology annotation, molecular function: G protein-coupled receptor kinase activity; G protein-coupled receptor binding; ATP binding. The transcript is spliced from 13 exons. The record is from RefSeq and is a predicted model, not a curated record.